Messenger RNA from Diatraea saccharalis (sugarcane borer), 1692 nucleotides. NCBI's taxonomy places the organism in Eukaryota, Metazoa, Arthropoda, Insecta, Lepidoptera, Crambidae. The record is from the annotation of a GenBank genome assembly.
AUGGAGAGCGUCGUGGAGUAUUGUGCCGAGUGUAGCGCGAACCUGUUGCCGGCUAUAGAUACUGCUCAGAAAACCCCUAAAAAUAUAGAAGAAUAUGAAGAGCAGCAGGACAAAGAAGCAGAGGAAUUGAGUCAUAGUGGUGGAACCGUAGGAAGUCGGAAAACUCCAGAGUUCACCAUGAAUUAUCAACAGUCUGUGUCAGCAGAAGAUGUCUUUUUACAGAUCGGGUCGAAAACACCAUCAUCGGCUAGCUGCGAGAACUUGAUCGUUAGAAUCAAAAUGCCCGGUGAUAAGAAAGAGAAUGUUGAUUUAUCGGUUGACAAUAACAGCGUGGCGGUACACUCCUCACGGUAUCAACUGAAACUGCCGUUACCUCACAGCAUUAACCCAGAUACGUCUAAAGCGACCUGGGUCUCUACUGACGAGACUCUAGUUUUGACCCUGAAGCUGGAUAGAGAAUUUGAUUUCAUCAAUUUCUAAAGAACUUUUAUUUAUUAACAAAGCUGCCUUUCAUAAAAGUUGUGUUUUGUUUCAAAAGCAAACGAAUAUAUCGGUCUAUUAAAGGUCGAGUAUGUAUUUUUAAUUUAAAUAUAGAUAAUAUAAUAAAUGACAUGGUUCGGUUUGUCUUAUUUAUGUUAAUAAGUCCUUUUAGGGAUUGCUUUUGCCAAUCUUAAUAAAUUCCUCAAUAAAUAGAAAUGUGUUUUAUAUUGAAAGCAAUGACAACAAAGACAUAACGUAGUCGUUAAUUUUCUGGUAUGAUGUCACUGCAUUUAUGUUGAUGUUGAUAAAUCUUAAUUUCUAAUGGUCACGGAAAUCAUAAUUUCAAGAUCAUUUGAGACUUGGCCGCCGCAUACUUUUCAUAGAACAUUAUAUAGUAUUUAUGGUAGAGCGAUGUGGUUGAACUACCGCUAUGCUGGCUGAACCAAUUGACUGGUGGAUGAAUAACGGUUGCACUUUUAAUAAAAAAGGCAUUUAACAUUUAGUUUAUUGAAAUGUGACGUCACACGAUUUUUUUUAAUGGUCGACCUCAUAUCGGUUCUUGUAAUCCACAAAUGAUAAAUCGCAUGUUAAUUCUGCAAACAUUAAAUAUACACAAAACACUUAAAAUAUACAUACCUCAUAAUUUGUCUUUAUAACUGUCAAGUAGCCAAAUUGUUAAGGUAACUACGAACAAAGUAUACUUAUCAUUAAAGGUUUAAUUUUCUUUUAAGCAAAUAUCCAUAUAUAUUUAAACAAAUAUUAGACCACCGUUAAUGAUCAUUUUUUUGUAUAAUUUUCCCAAAAAAACAGAUUUUCAUAAAAAAUAUAAGUAGGUAGGUAUAUUCUAUUCAAUGCCCACAUCAUAGUUGAUUCUUUGCUGGGGUUGCUUUCAUUCUGGAGGUGAAAAAUGUUUAAUGAAAAUAACUCUGCUAUAUCGCCGGGGGACCGUUCUGGUUCUGUGUCACAUUGUAAGAACGGGGCUGCAAUGAGUUAAACCAAGUUCAAAAAUAAAAUUCUUUUAUUUUGGUUCGGAUUUGUCAGUCGUGUUUUUGUUAUAUCUAUAGGUACUAAUAUUAUGAAGUGGGAAUGUUUGAUUGUUUUUUUGUUUGAUUGGGUCCAAAACCGAUUUUAAUAUGUUUUUUAUUUCCCGGAAGCUUCAUCAUACGCAUAUGACAUAGGUUAUACUUUACGCGAGGAACUAGUAAGAAAACU